AUGAGUAGAUACGUCCUGGUUGUGCCUAGGGACUGUGGCGGCAAAUACAUUCGUGUGAUUAGCAGAUACCGAGUGGACAAAAACUUUGUUACAACAAUCAGGGAGUUCCUCAAGAGGUCGCACGACUUCAGUUACUUUCAGCUCUUUAGAACGGCCUUUGAGAUUGAUGUGAUAACGCAGGAGACGACAAACACGGUCAGCGUGUAUUCUGUGAAUAAUCGAGGGGUAGAGACGAGGCACUAUUGCGUCCAGAGAGAAAUGCGCGACAAUGUGGUCAUUGGGACCGUUAAAUUUGGGGACCACACUGUGGACGACCGGACUGAUGGGCUGGUCCGCAGGGAAGUCACCUGGGAGGGAGGACUCGACAAGCCGAGGAUUACCAUUUUUUCAAGAUACAAUGACGGAACCGAAGCCAAGUACCGGUACAUGUUUAUGAAUGAAAACUCCAAGCGGUUUUUUGUCUUUGAGGAAACCCGGGGACUCGUUAAUUUGUUUAAUUAG
Molecule: messenger RNA, 501 nt
Organism: Theileria equi strain WA
Lineage: Eukaryota; Apicomplexa; Aconoidasida; Piroplasmida; Theileriidae
Exons: 1
Coding region: 1-501 (166 amino acids)
Source: RefSeq, a predicted model, not a curated record